CGACUCUGCAACAGGGACGCAUUCGCGCGCGCCUGACUGAGGAGAUUGCGCGUGGACCGGGCGUUCGUUGGGAUAACGGACCCACCUGCCGCCCUGAGGGGAACAUGGACCAAAGAUACCUAACCCAGAUGGAUGAGCAGAACACCUUGCCCAAAACAAAACUGGUGUCUCGUCUCCAGUUGGGACCAGAGAAUACAGAGAUACCACAUAUGGUUGAAGGAAGGUAUAUUAUGCAUGAACAAGCUGUCAACAUUGAGGAAAAGAGCAGCUCACUGCCCUCUUCAGUAGAGAAGUAUCCUACUGCAUUCCGUACAGCAGUUUACAGAACAGGCACAGAAAGGAAACACAAAACAACAGCAAAGGAAGGAAAGAUAGGCUUUGAAUAUGUACUCUCAAGAAAACUGAGAGAGUCUCCUGAAAUGGCUCAGUGCGAGACGAUGAUAUCCUUAGAGCUGAAGAGUGACACUGGAAAAAAACAUUCCAUGAUACCUGUUCAUGAAAAAGUUCAACAUGUUGUUGGCACAUCAGUGUCUUCUUCCAUAGAUAGUGAAGAUGAUGAUAAAGAGACUGAAAUUCAAACAGUUGUUUCAGAACCAAGUUGCCAUACAAAGAUUUGUAAACAACAGAAAGCUGGAACGUCUCAUAACAAACCUAUUAGGGAAAAAGUUUACUCUUAUGAUAGAACAGAACCAACUGAUGAUGAUGUGAUAAAACAUAUUUUGAGGCUGAGAGGCAAACUUGGCUGGCAAACGGUAUUACCACCACGUGGAUAUGUAGCUGAAGAGACGAAGGCUACUAUAAUUCAUAAGAUUGCACUUCGGAGACCUUUAUUACUGAAAGAUAGUGGAGAAUAUAUAUAUUGUCUCAGAAGAAGCAGGAACAACCCUAAGGCUCCCUAUAAUCCAUACGAUCUUCAAGUUGUCUCUGCAAAUUCAGCUAAACAUAAUAAAGAAUAUUGGACCAUUACUGCUUCAUUUGUGUCCAAGUUUUCUGUAGUACACAAAGCAGAAGAAAUGGAAAUAAUUCCUGUAAUGGAAUGGCUAUGUGAAAGACAACUUUAUUACAUGAUAUGUAAUUUUAAUGUGUUUUCCAAUAGCAGAAUGAAGAAAUAUUUUUUCACCUGGAAAAUCAAUGUUCGAAGAGCUAAGACAACCAAGAGCAAAACUAUGAUGUACAACCAGCUUUUUUUGGCUGAUGAAUUAUUUCUGAGCUGCUUGCUUUAUAUCCAAGGUCUGUGUGAAGAUGCAUGUAACAUUAAUUGCUGCAAAGGAUCAGAAGAUAAUGCAAUUUCUUUGAUAAAGGUGGACAGAUCUCGCACAUAUUCUUUGGAUGAGUUUUGUGAGGAGCAAUAUCAACAGAAUAAAGAAGCACUUCAUCAGCUACAGACUUUCAGGGAGAAAGUAAUUAAAGCCAUUCAAAGUACCUUUUUAAGGGUGGCAGAAAUGAAGGGAGCUCAAAAGCUUUUUCAGUCUGUGCCAAGUGACAGCAAGGAAAACCCAAAAUAUGCUGAGAUAAGUGAAUGGCGUCAGAUGAUGAAACGCUUUUCAAGGUUUCUUCUGCUAGUUGACAAGAUCUUCCAAGAACUGCUCCGUAAACUGGUGCACAAUGCUGUCCAGCUGCUACUGGAGUUAUUUAAGGGUUCCAGCAAUGUGACCAGUUCAGAUGAAAAGAAGAAUGAAAACCUUAUAAGGUUAUUUCUGGCACUCUUGGUUGCGAGCACUGGUUUAAAACGUUUUAAUUUUAUUAUUUAUAAGAACACUCUUGUGAGACUAUCUGGCCAGUUGGAUGUAGAAUACUGUUCAGUAGGAGUAUGUAAAGAAUUCAUUCGAGAUUUUGAGAGAGCACCUCAAGAAUCAUCUUUCCAUUUAAGGGAGGACAAAGUUUUAAAACCUGAAAUAAUUACUGUAGCUGAUAUUGACAAGGUGCUAGAAGAUGUAAAAAAGCAACUGGAAGGAGAGCAAGAAUAUGCACCAGUAUUUGAAGUAAAUAUAGGUCUAAGAAUUCCUUUUGAGAAGAUUAACGAUAGGAGCAGCCAUCAGGAGGAUGAUCCGGAGUCCUGUGAGAUGCAAGAUGAUGAUUCUUUUUCAUUGACCUCAGUAGAGUUUCUGAAGCAAAGGUUAAAAGAUGAUGACAAUUUGAAAAGUUGGACCCAGAGUAACAGUAAAAGAGCAUAUGAGGAGCUGUCAGAAAAUACAAGGAAACAGACAUUUAAAUUAAGUCAAGUUAAAACUGACCUUUCUGCAGGCAAAGCAGAAGUCAAGCCUGAAUCAGAUAAUAAAGCGGAAUUAAAACAUGAAUGUUCUUCAUCAUUCUGUCCAGAUAUCUUUUUAAUUCCCAAUAGAAGACAGUUUUCUAAAAAAUUACAAGGAAUUGUGGAUGGUCUAGAAAAUACUACCGCUCAGGUUAUUCCAUUUUCUCGUGAUACUCAUCUGUCAGUCUUCAUCACUCAGUCUUUACAUAAAAUAAUGCAGUCACAUGAAAGUUGUUCAGAAUUGUGGGAAAAAGAGUAUCCAGCACCAUGGCCCAAUUGGGAGCUACUUCUAGGAACAGAUCCAUGCUACCAAAACAAAAUUUUGACUCUUCUGUCUAUUCUUAGUAGUUCAAUGGAACAAGUUGAAUCUUAUAGCAGAAACUUUAUGCGAUACUGUGCCAUGGUGAAUGAAGCUAAAAUUAGGAAUAUGGAAAUCUUAGCACUACAAAGGGAAUUAUCAUCACAUGAUUUCAGAGGCAUCUUAAAUAAGUAUACAGAUGAUGUAAACGAGAUUAUAUGUAUGACUAUUGAAAGACGCAUUCAUAUGAUUAAGGUCAGAAGUGUUAACUAUCAAACAGACUGCCUGCCAUAUUUUGAAACCCUGCUUAAUAUAAUACGUUCAUCAUUGUAUGCAAUAGUUGAAGCAAGGAACUCGCAUCUCUCAGAAGCUAUCCAUUCAGCACUUAGAAAGCUGGACAAAGAUCUCACAACAGUGGAAGAAUUUAUUGAGCACUUGACUUUUUUGAGUCAAAUUUCCUCAGAGUUGCCAGGGCUAGAAACUCAGUAUAACACUCUUUCCCAAUUGUAUUGUAUUGCGAGAGCCUAUGACUUUAUUCCAGUUGAACAGUUUGCUUUAUUUCAGACCCUUACUCGCAGUCUGCAUGAUCUUAAAUCAAGUAUCCUUAUUUGUGAAAAAGAAAAAAAUGACAAUAUUAUAAAAUUCAGUGCAGAUUUGGAUGGUUAUUUUGGCAACCUACAGUUUGAACUUAGGAACUUUAAGAACAAAGUGAGAAAUCCAGUUCUCCUCCUUAGCAAAACAUUGCCUAAGACAGCUAAAGAGAUGAUCCAAAGUCUUGUGGAAGAAGCUGCAGUUAUUUCUAACAAAUCCAGAAGUUAUGCAAAUUACCAGGAUCUCUUUGACAGUUCCAUUGCUGACAUGAGGUCAUUAUCAUUGGAAAGGAUUUCUCGGAGAGUGAAUAAAGAGCUCUCUGUAAUUGAAAGUGAAUUAUCUUUGCGAAAACUCUUGUGGGACUUACUAGAGGAAUGGGGGAAGCUUUCUUUUAGGUGGAAACAUACACUUUUUGAGAACGUUGAUGUAGAUUUAAUACAAAAGGAUGUUAGCAGAUUUAUGCAGACAAUACAGAUUCUAGAAAAAGGUUUACCAGAAAAUAAUAUUAUAAUAGGUCUGAAGCAGUCACUAAUGGAUUUUAAAGAAGGCCUAUCUGUGAUUGUGUUUUUAAGAAGUCCAUAUCUUCAACCAAGGCAUUGGAAGGCUAUACAGUAUAUUAUUGGGCAAUCCAUUUCUUGGGAUAAAAAGUUUACCCUGGAGGAUGUUCUGCAACUCAAUUUGUUUCAGUACAAGAAAGAAAUCACUGAUGUAUCAGUAACAGCAACCAAUGAAGCUACCCUUGAAAUAAUGCUGAAUAAGAUAAUUAACCUUUGGAAUAAAACUAAUUUCCAUUUGUCUCCUCACCACUCUGAAACUUCUACUUUCAUGAUUAUUUCAUCUGCUGAAGAUAUAAUGGCUCAGUUAGAAGAAUCUCAAGUAAUAAUUUCAACAAUUAAGGGUUCUUGCUAUGUUGGGCCAAUUAAGAACCUUGUAGAUGCAUGGGAUCAUAAGUUAAAUCUCUUCUCUCGCACCCUGGAGGAAUGGUUGACUUGCCAAAGGAAUUGGAUUUACCUGGAACCAAUCUUUCAUGCUCCAGAAAUACAAAGGCAGUUGCCAGCAGAAGCAAGUAUUUUCUCUCAAGUCAAUAACAAAUGGAAAGAGAUAAUGGCGUGUACAGAGGAUAACCCAAAUGCUCUUAGGGCAGCCACAACUGCAGGAGUCCUUGAGAUGCUGCAGACCAACAAUGCACAUCUUGAAAAAAUACAGAAGUCUCUUGAGGACUAUCUUGAAAUUAAACGAAUGAUUUUCCCAAGGUUUUACUUUCUCAGUAGUGCUGAACUUCUUGACAUUUUAGCUGAAAGCAGAAAUCCAGAGGCUGUGCAGCCUCAUCUUGUGAAAUGUUUUGCGAAUAUCAGGAAGUUAUAUAUACGCAGACAUGACGAGAACUCUCCGGUGGUGGUGAUGAUCGGUUCUGCUGAAGAAGAGACUCUCUUAGUGCCAAAGCAGAUUGUUGUUGCUAGCCCUGUUGAGCAGUGGCUAGGUAAUGUAGAGAGCAGCAUGUUUGACAUGGUAAAAAAAUUUGUAAAUAUUGGAAUGGUCGAGUGGAAUCAAAUGGAAUUUAAACAGUGGUUUCUGACUCAUCCAGGACAGGUGGUACUUCUUGUGAGUCAAAUUAUGUUUAAUAAGGAUUGUACAAGAAGUUUCCAGAGUUCUGAUCCAAAAAUGGCACUGACAGGAAUCCAUGAUGAAGUAGUCCAUAAUCUAGAGCAACUCGCAGAGAUGGCAUCUGACAUUCUUCAGUUUCACAAGCAAACCACACUAGAGGCGUUGCUUACUCUGUACAUCCACUGUAGGGACAUACUUUCCAGUCUGAUAGAUAAACAAAUCUUCAAAAGGGAGGAUUUUGAAUGGACAAGGCAAUUGCGCUAUGAAUGGAAUGAAAUGAACACCACAUGUAGGGUAGUUCAAGGUAAUGCCUCCUUUAUUUAUGGCUAUGAGUACUUGGGCUGUUCCUCUCGAUUGGUUAUUACACCGCUCACCGACCGAUGCUGGUUAACUCUUACUGGAGCACUACACUUGAAUCUCGGAGGCUGUCCUGCUGGUCCAGCUGGUACAGGAAAAACCGAGACUGUCAAAGACCUGUCUAAAGCCAUGGGAAAACUCUGUGUGGUUUUUAAUUGUUUUGAAGGUUUGGAUUAUCAGAUGAUGGGAAAAUUCUUCUGUGGACUAGUUCAGUCUGGAACAUGGUGUUGUUUUGAUGAGUUCAAUCGCAUAGAUAUAGAAGUUCUGUCUGUAAUUGCUUCACAAAUUCAGACAAUCAAGGCUGCAAAAGAUAGCCAUGUUAUCAGAUUUGUGCUGGAAGGAAAAGAAAUCCGUAUCAAUACAUCCUGUGGAAUCUUUAUUACUAUGAAUCCUGGGUACAAAGGCCGUGUAGAACUCCCAGACAAUUUAAAAUCUUUGUUUCGACCUGUCUCAAUGAUGGUACCAGAUUAUGAACUCAUUGCUGAAGUAAUAUUAUUUUCAGAAGGUUUCAAAUCAGCAAAAUCACUCUCUAGGAAAUUGGUCAUUCUUUACCAGUUGGCUUGCAAUCAGCUGUCACAACAGGAUCAUUAUGAUUUUGGUAUGAGAGCCAUAAAGACAGUGUUAUUGAGGGCUGGACAGAAGAAAAAAGAAUUAAAAAUACAAACUUCUGACUUUGUUCCUGAAGAAGAAGAAACUCUCAUUAUAAUCAAUUCAUUGAAAGAAGCUAAUUUACCCAAGUUUCUUGUGGAAGAUGUUCCUCUGUUUGAGAACAUUAUGGCAGAUCUGUUCCCAGGAAUUACAGUUCCAAGAAAAUCAGUAGCUGUUGCAAUGCAACAGUUAUGUUUGCAGCCUUGGGCAUCUCAGAUAGAAAAAGUUUUACAGUUUCACAAUCAAAUUCUGGCUCGGGUUGGUGUGAUGUUAGUAGGCCCUACAGGUGGAGGGAAGACAACUGUUAGAACAAUUUUAGAAAAAGCCUUGGUAAUUUUACCCACUUUAUGUUUGGAAAAAUUUUCAAAAAAUGAUGCUGUUUUGCAGGUGGUAAUUACAGGGGAUCAUCAGGGCUUGUUGUCGAUCCAGGAAAUGGAGAUGACAGAGAGCUUGGAUGACAGAGAGCGAGUCGUAGACGAAAUGGUUGGCUCUAGUUCAGCUCGAGAAGUUGAUUGUAAUGCACCAAAGAAAGGAAAAGUGGAUACUUUUGUAAUAAACCCAAAGUGUGUCAGUGUUGGUGAGCUGUUUGGACAGACUGAUCCUAAUACUAUGGAGUGGUCUGAUGGAUUAUUGGCAUCAGCAGUUCGAACAUUUGCAAAAUAUUCAACAAAAAAAUAUAAAAAAAUGGAGGCAAACACUGAUGCAGCUACAAGAAUCCAGGACACUUACACCUUGAACACAGUGGAUCUAACUGACGCUGCUGUGACUGCAAAAAACAAAGAAGUAACAGAAUCUUCGUACUCACACAGUAAAACUAUUACUGAUUGGCAGUGGAUAAUCUUGGAUGGACCAGUAGACACAGUUUGGAUAGAAAACUUAAAUACUGUGCUAGACGAUACCAGAACAAUGUGUCUUGCGAAUAGUGAAAGAAUCUGCUUACCGUCAGGAAUCAGAAUGAUAUUUGAAACAGACAGUCUCUCUCAGGCCAGUCCUGCUACUAUCAGUCGAUGUGCAAUGGUUUUUGUGGACCCAAGUAAUCUGGGAUGGGAACCUUAUGUAAAGACAUGGCUGUUAAAAGCUUCCAGAAUAAUUACACAAAGUGGCUCAGAGUGUCUUGAACGUUUAUUUGAAAAAAGUAUAAAAAAAGGACUAAAUUUUUUAGAUAAACACAAGAAAAUGCAGCCAUUUCCCAUGCAGCAGAUGGGAAUUAUAAUGAAUCUCUGCAGAAUCCUUGGUGCUUUUAUUGAUAUAAUGAGCAAAAAUGGACUCUUCUCUCACAGUGUUGAACAUCAGCACUCUGUUGUAGGUACUUCAAAAGUGUCCCAGACCCAAUAUCUCAGCUCUCAAAUAACAGUUGAAGCCAAAGCACUAACUGCAAAGGCCUCAGUAGAAAAUAAAAGGGAAGAUCAGAAAUGGUUUUUGGAAAAGUAUCCUGACAAACUGCCAUCAUUGUUAGAGAAACUCUAUGUCUUUGCAUUUACUUGGGCAGUUGGAGGAGUUUUAAGACGAGAGACUGAUUAUGAGGAAGAGUCUCUGAUUGGCAUAAAUACCAAAGAUGAGUCUCUUGUAACUGUAACACGUGGUUUCAGUAACUUUGUUCGUGAUAUAUUUGAAGGAGAAUCACCUAUUGGCAUUCAGUUCCCAGCUGGAGACAGGGUUAUCUUUGAGUAUUUUGUGGAUUUACAAACAGGUGACUUUGCACCAUGGACAGACUUAGUUCCUACCACUCAGUUUCUAAUUCAAAAAGAGACUACAUCAUUUUCUGAUUCCCUGAAAUCUGGGAGUAAUAAAGAUGUGAACCUUGGAAGAAGAGAUACUCUGAAGUUUAUACCUAAUAUGGAAACAAUUUGCUAUUCUUUUCUAACAAACCUUCUUUUAAUGAAUAAACAUCCAGUACUUAUCACAGGAGACUCUGGUAUUGGGAAGACUGCCAUGAUUCAAAAUAUGCUUGAAAGACUUCAGAAACAAGAGGGAUUAUUUGUAAAAUCAGGAACAAUUUUAGGAGAUGUCUUCUUACAUAAUGAAAUUAAAAAAGCAAGUAUGUUAAAGAAUUCCAGUUACCUAACAUUUGAUGUGCCCCACGGUGCUCAGAAGAGAGUGUGGCCCUCACCUGGAGACUUGGAUUUGAAGUCAACGACAGGGCCAUAUUCUGCAAGUGAAACUGGUGACAUUGCUCCAACAUCUGAAAGAAUCAAGGGUGUUAUAGUUUCCACAAUACAGUGUGGUGCCCACACCAGUGCUGCCCAAAUACAGGCAUGGAUUUGUCAGAAAUUAAUACUAAAAAGUAAAGAUGCUCUUGGUGCACCAAAAUCCAAACAGGUGAUAAUGUUCAUUGAUGAUCUGAAUAUGCCAAUACCAGAGGAGUAUGGUGCCCAGCCACCACUUGAAACAAUCAGACAGUUUUUAGAUUUAGGAGGUUUUUAUGACACUAAGCAACUUGCAUGGAAGAAUAUUCAGGAUGUCUCACUGGUUGCAGACUGUGCCCCUCCAAGUGGUGGAAGAAAUGAGAUUAGCCCACGUCUUCUCUCACACUUUUGUCUGUUGUUUCUGCCUCAACCUUCCUUACAAUCCUUGCAACGUGUUUUCCAGGUUAAUCUGGGAACAUACCUGUAUAACAACAGAUUCUUAUCUGAGGUUCAGAAAUGCAGUGACUUUCUAACUUCCUCUUCCAUAGCUGUAUACUAUAGUGUGUGCCGCAGCAUGCUCCCAACGCCAGCUAAGUGCCACUAUACAUUUAAUCUACGAGAUCUCUUCAAGGUGCUCCAGGGGUUGUUGCAAGCCCACAGGUCUGUUAUUGUCUCAAAUGAAACUGCAGCUCUUCUCUUUGUGCAUGAAACAACCCGAGUAUUCCAUGAUCGCCUGAUUGAAUCUGCUGAAAGAGAGAUUUUUUAUCAGUUUCUUGCAAAUGAACUCCAUAACUAUUUUAAGUCUACCAUAGUUGUGGAUUUUCUGGAUAUGAACACACCUCUUGAAAGUAAAAUCUAUCGAAACAUCACUAACUAUAAAAAACUUGUUUCUACUUCAAUGGUGUUCUUUAAGGAAGCUGUAGAACACACCACAAGGGCUGCUAGAGUCUUUCGGCAACCAGGCGGCCACAUGAUGCUAAUUGGCCUGGAUGGAAAUGGGAAAAUAACCUGUGCAACCCUUGCCUGUUAUUUAGCAAACUGUAGUCUCUUUAGGUUGUCUGUUACCCAGUACAGCUACACAGAUUUCAUAGAGGACCUGAAAAGAGUCUAUAGACAAACAGGGCUGGAGGGCCAGAACACUGUUUUGCUCAUCACUGAUCCAGAUAUAGUUCAGGAUUCUUUUUUAGAACAUUUGAGCUGCAUUCUGAAUUCUGGAGAAGUGCUUGAUUUAUUUGAUAAGGAGGAGUUGGAAGGUAUUGUUGUGAAGCUUACAGCUGUUGUCGAAAAGGCUAACUACACUAACAGCAGAGAAGCUAUUCUUUCAUUUUUCAUGCAGAGAGUACGUAGCAAGCUUCAUAUUGUUUUGGCAACAAGUCCUGCAGGACUUAACUUCCGUCAACUUUGUCGGAUAUAUCCUUCCAUUGUUAAUUGCUCUACCAUUGACUGGUACGACAACUGGCCUGAAGAAGCUCUCCUGCAUGUUGCAAAAAGCUACUUUAGCCAUGAAGACAUUUGUGAUGACAAUGAGAACUUAACAAACAUAGUUGCCCAGGUAUGUGUUGAAAUCCACAAAAGUGCAUCUACAACAACUGAGAAAUAUUUGAAGGAAACUAAAAGGCACUACUACAUCACUCCUAAUAGCUAUUUGCAAUUCAUAGACACCUUUUCAAGCAUAUUACAGAAUACAAAAAAGAAAAGUCUGUUUAACAGGGCUUGUUUUCACAAUGGUCUGACCAAGCUUCUGGAAGCAACAUCACUGGUUGCAGAAAUGCAAGAAGAGUUGCUUACCCUUGGCCCUCAGAUAGAGCAAAAAUCAAAGGAGAUAGAAGAACUCAUGGAAAAACUUCAUAGAGACUCACAAGUUGUAGAGCAGGUUCGAACUCUUGUUAAACAGGAUGAAGAAAUCAUGACUGAGGAAACAAAAGUUGUGGAAGAAUAUGCUCGGCAAGCAACUGAAGAGCUAAAUGCUGUAUUGCCAGCGUUAGAAAAGGCCCUCGCUGCUCUAGAUGCGUUGGACAAAGCUCACAUUGCAGAACUCAGAGUAUACGCUCAUCCUCCUCCUCUUGUACUAACUGUUAUGAAUGCAGUUUGUAUUCUUCUGCAAAAGAAACCUAGUUGGGCAACAGCAAAGCUCCUCCUUGCAGAUGCAGGAUUCCUCAAAAAAUUGGUUACCCUGGAUAAAGAUAAUCUACCCGAAAAGGUGUUUCUGCAAUUGAAAAGAUAUGUAAGAUCCCCUGACUUUCGCCCAUCAAAAGUGGGACUGGUGUCUAUUGCCUGUUGUUCCAUGUGUCACUGGAUUUUAGCUUUAGAUCACUACCAUGAAGUACAAAAGUUGGUGAAGCCAAAACAAAUCCGAGUUACAGAAGCUCAGGAAGUACUAAGACUUGCCCAUCAAAAACUGGAUGAAAAACAAAGAAGUUUGGCCUUGAUUGAAGAACAUGAACAGAAUUUAGAGGCAAGCUAUCAAGAGAGCAUAGCCCAGAAAGAAAUGCUAGCAACUCGAAAGCAACUGGCAACUCAGCGUCUACACAGAGCAUCUAUAUUAAGCACAGCUCUGGCGGAUGAGAUGGAGCGAUGGAAAGAAUCAGUUAAUAACCUGGACGAAAGGCUGCAAGGUAUUAUGGGUGAUGCCCUUGUUUCAGCAGCAUGCAUCAUCUACAGCGGAGUGUUAUCAGCAGAAUAUCGUCAGCAGCUAAUAAAUGAAUGUCUGAGAUUGUGUAAUGAGAACAUCGUUCCUGUGUCUCCAAAUUAUUCGCUAAUAACAGCUAUGACAGAAAAAAAUGAGGUCAGUAAAUGGCAAAAUGAAGGUUUGCCUCUCGACCAGUACUCCAUUGAGAAUGCUAUCCUUGUUAAGAAUGGACAACGAUGGCCUUUACUAAUUGAUCCACAGAAACAGGCUUACAGAUGGAUUUGUCAAAUGGAGGGAGACAGGCUACGACAAAUUCAUGCUUCUGAUUCCAAUUACUUAAGAACUUUAGAAAAUGCCAUGCGAAUUGGAAACUCCAUUCUGCUACAGGAUCUUGCUGAAGCUUUGGAUUCAAAUUUAAAGCCAAUCUUAAGAAAGGAAAUCUACAGUACAGGAGGUAAAGACUUCAUCAGGAUUGGAGAUGCUGAAAUUGAAUACAACCACAACUUUAGAUUAUACAUAACGACGCAAAAAGCCAACCCCCAUUUUCUUCCUUCAGUUUGUAACGUGGUCACAAUGAUCAACUUCACUGUAACAUUCCAAGGUUUGCAGGACCAGCUGUUGUCCACUGUAGUAAUUCAUGAAACACCCCAGUUAGAGCAACAACGUUGUGAGUUAUUGGAGAGUAUCUUUGCUGACCAAAUCACACUCCGAGAACUGGAACAAAAGUCACUUAAACUGCUCCAGAAAACAGAAGGACACAUAUUAGAUGACCAGGACCUCAUUGACAACUUACAAAGAACAAAAGUUACUUCAAAAGAGAUUUUUGAGCGUGUAGAAGCAUCAGCAAAAACAGAGGCCGCAAUUGAAAAAACACGUAAAAAUUAUCUCCCUAUUGCAACUCGAGGUGCUGUGCUCUACUUUGUAGUGGCAGAUCUUAUUAAGAUCAACUACAUGUAUCAGUUUUCAUUGGAGUGGUUCCAUAAAAUCUUUGUAGAAUCUAUGGAUAUGGUGAAUAAACUGCGAACCCUUAGCAGGCAGAGAAAAAGGCAUUUCACCCAAGAGCACUGGGAAGGAUGUGAGAAUGAGACAGACAACUUUAACAAGCAUCUUAAAGAAAUAAUUGACACGUUGACGAAUAAUGUUUAUAAGUCAGUUUGUUCUGCCCUCUUCACUGAAAACCAACUCUGCUUCUCUUUCCUACUCUGCACUGAGAUCAUGCAGAAUAACUGUGGUGAAAAUCAAGCCCAAGACAACCUUGGAUUCCUACCUGAGAAUGAGUGGAACUUCUUCCUCUACUCCAGCAUGUUGGCAAAUAUUAUGGAUACACAAUCAGAGUUCGAAAAUGAUGGUUCAUAUAAGUUUAAUAAAACUCCUCAUCUCUGGAUUACUGAAUCUAUGUGGAAGGAAUGUCAGUACAUGAGCACUCACAUGCAACCUUUCAAUCUCUUGUGUGACUCCCUUGCAUCAAAUUCCCAACAAUGGAGUUCUUUCCUAAACAGUGGUAACUUAUAUUAUUUACUUAGCACACAGUACAGGCCAACAUCGUCACAACAAGAUACAGACCUGCAGUCAGAUGCACUAAAAGAAAGAAUUGGGCUUGAUAGUGCCAUGGUAGACUUUCAUUGGGAGAAUCUUUCUUCAUUUCAAAGAAUUAUCUUGAUUAAAAUUCUCAGACCAGGAAGUUUAAAUAGUGCAAUACGAGAGUUUGUUAUUGAGAAAUUAGGAGCCAGAUAUCUUCAGACUGGAGUGAUUAACUUGAAAGAAGUGUAUGAAGAUUCCAGUGCCACCACUCCAUUAAUAUUUAUUCAUUCUCAUGGAAUAGACCCAGCAGCUCACCUUCUGCGCCUUGCACAGGAAAUAAAAGGAAGCACACGGCAUGUGAAAAUGAUUUCUUUGGGACGUGGUCAGGGAAGCAAAGCUGAAGAUUUGAUACAUAAAGCACAGCUGUUGAGUGGACAAUGGGUUUUCCUGCAAAACUGCCAUCUUGCUGCAUCAUUUAUGCCCAGGCUUUGUACUAUUGUUGAUUCAUUUACCCAGCCAAACAUAAACAUGGAUCCUCAGUUUAGACUAUGGUUAAGUUCCACACCUGAUCCUUCUUUCCCCAUACCUAUCCUGCAGAAAGGUUUUAAGAUGGCAAUAGAACCACCUCGGGGUCUGAAGGGAAAAUUACUUCAGACAUUUGGAUACAGUGGCAGUGGAGAUGUAACGGAAAUUAUCUUCAACAAGGUUGAAUGUGGCUUAUCCUGGAAGAAGCUGGUGUUCAGCCUGUGUUUCUUCAAUGCUGUAGUCCAUGAAAGAAAAAAAUAUGGCUCUUUGGCCUGGAAUGUUCCAUAUGAAUUUAACUCUUCCGAUUUAGAAGUUUCCAUACAGAUGUUGGGGAUGCUUCUGGCAAACCAAGAAGAGAUUCCUUGGCAAGCAAUAUGUUAUCUUACUGGCGAGGUAGUUUAUGGAGGUCGCGUGACUGACCACUGGGACCGUCGUUGCUUGCUCAGCAUUCUGAACAAUUUCUAUAGCCCUGUUGUAUUGCAGGAGGGUUUUGCUUACUCUAAUGAUGGGGUAUAUCGACCUGUGUCUGCCACAGAUAGCUUACAAGACUGUAGAGCCUAUUUAGAGUCUCUGCCAGACACUGAUUCACCAGAGCUAUUUGGAAUGCAUGCCUGUGCUGAAAGAGCAUUCCUGGAAUCUCAGGCACAAACCUUUAUUGAUACCAUUGUCAGUAUGCAGCCAGGAAUCAGCAUGGACACCCUGAUCAUCAGUGGUGGAAAGAGCCAAGAUGAAUUAGUACUGGAAAUAGCUUCUGACAUUCUAAGCCAGCUGCCACUCACUGUAGAGGAACAAGAUACAGAAUUGACACCUGGAACUGAACAUUCCUCCAAAAUGAAAAUCACACUGGGAAGCUUACUGUCAGGCCCCAUUUGGGCUGCUCUUGCAAAAGCUGCUAAAGGACAUGAUCCUUUUAUCAAUUCAGCUUUGUUAACUGUUCUUCGCCAGGAGAUUGACCGAUUUAAUAAUUUAUUGUCUGUAAUAACCAUAUCAUUGCAUUCACUUCAACAAGCUAUGAAAGGAGAGAUUAUCUUCACCACAGGGUUAGAAGAACUUUAUAACUCAGUUUUGAAGUCCAAGGUGCCUGAGUUCUGGCAGCUAUAUUCCUAUAUGUCAAAUAAGUCUUUGGGAUCAUGGAUUGAUGACCUUAUUCUACGAGUGAAUUUCUUUGCAACCUGGGCAAACCAGGUCAUCACCUGUAUACAGUUAAGGCCGCAUCUGGGCCGCAGGUUGCCCACUACUCCAGUAGAGAGAUACAAAGAAAGGGGUGACACGCUUAGUGAUGGGCUAGGAAAACAUUGCAGCAACAUUCUGAAUGGAUAUGAGCGGGACAAGUUUGUAUUUGCAAGGACAGAAAAAAGUAUAUUGCAGAGUUUGGGGGUUUUUUUGAGGGGGGACGGGGUGUUAAAAAAAACCUGCUUAAGCAUUUAUUAUCCUCUUUUAAAAAACAGGUAUAACAGCUGCAUUAAGCUGCUUCAGAAACAAGCCAAAACAUCUGGGAUCUCAUUUUCAUCACCAACUGGCAAUAGGGCCAACAUAUCCACCAACAGCAUUCAGGGAAAUCCCAGUCGCUUCUGGCUUUCAGGGUUUUUUUCCCCACAAGGGUUUCUUACUGCUGUGCUGCAGAACUAUGCUCGUCAAAAUGGAAUCUCGGUGGAUUCUCUAACUUUUGGCCAUAGACUGCUUCCUACGAUCCACGAUGAAGACUGCAACCUCAGAAAAGUCAAAAGAAAACAAAAUAUAAUACAAACUGCGUUUAAGGUAAGGGCUGUAAUGGCAGCAUCUUCCCCCUCAGAAAAUGGUGUUCUAGUUUUUGGUUUAUAUAUAGAUGGUGCACGAUGGAGCACUACUACACAUGUGCUGGAAGAACCCUUUCCUCAUGACAGAUUUUAUCCACUCCCUGAAAUAGUGUUUUUACCACAACAGAUUAUCCAAACAAGACACACAUGUCCAGAUGAGGAACAAGGAGAAAUAAUGCAUUAUGAAUGUCCACUUUACCGGACUCCUCAAAGAGCUGGAAUCUUGUUAUCUACAGGUCUGUCCACUAACUUUGUAACAACAGUCAGUCUACCAACCAAGAGAACUUCCAGUCAUUGGGUUACAAGAGGGGUUGCAAUGCUGUGCCAAAUGGAUGACUGACAAAUUAGAACAAAACAAACCACCAUUUAUUGUUCAUGAAACCACAGCUUAUCUGCUGUACAACUAAGAUUGGGGAGUAUAGUGGUUUCAAAAGCAUUAGGAGUACUAGUAGUCAGUCAGCUACUUACUGUACAAAUGCGAUCGAGAUAAGGUAGCACUCCUUGGGUUAAAUAAAUCUUAUUUAAAAAUCCAUAGUUUGAUGUACAGCAUACUUUCUUUCUGCUUUGGUUUUAUCCAUUCGCUCGCCUCCCUGGUAUCUGAUUAUUCAUCUGAAGCAGUGUCUAAGUUUUAUAAUUAUGUACCA
Molecule: messenger RNA, 14991 nt
Organism: Gopherus evgoodei (Goodes thornscrub tortoise)
Lineage: Eukaryota; Metazoa; Chordata; Testudines; Testudinidae
Gene: DNAH14
Product: dynein axonemal heavy chain 14
Biological process (GO): microtubule-based movement
Cellular component (GO): dynein complex
Molecular function (GO): dynein light intermediate chain binding; ATP binding; minus-end-directed microtubule motor activity
Source: RefSeq, a predicted model, not a curated record